AUGGCUCUUAAGAUCAAUCUUCCUGAGACCAAGCAUUCAGCAUAUGCAUAUGAUUUAACUUUUUUUUUUUUAAAUCUCCACAGGUUGGAAAUGUUGGACGGUUUGGCACCUUUUGAUUUUAAAACAAAUCCCUCAUGGAUUAACCCAAAUUACUUAGUUCUCCUGGUUUCAUUGGAGAUAACCUACUCUAUUUGUGGACUGCUGUUUGUUCUGAUUGUGGAAGAAUGGGUAUGGGAUUAUGCUAUAACAGUUACUGCUAUUCAUAUCAUCAUAACUGCAGCUGUUAUGUCUGAAUUCCCUCUGAGGUUGCACUGGUGGAUGGCUUUAGGAUCUGGCUUAAUUUUGAUGAUCUGUGGAGGACAGGUAUUAGCAUACUGCUUGUUCAGGGACAACUUCAUUUACCCAGUCCUGGAUGAUUUUUGA
Messenger RNA from Gopherus evgoodei (Goodes thornscrub tortoise), 423 nucleotides. It is a transcript of the gene TMEM244, whose product is annotated as transmembrane protein 244. The record is from RefSeq and is a predicted model, not a curated record. NCBI's taxonomy places the organism in Eukaryota, Metazoa, Chordata, Testudines, Testudinidae. Bases 1 to 423 code for a protein of 140 amino acids. The transcript is spliced from 6 exons.